ACGGCGCAGCCCCGGGAUCUUUUGUGCAGCGAUAUUCUCUCGAUGCCUGCCUCACUCCCUCGUUGCCACUCCGGAUUUCUGGGCCCCGAGCUGGCAUGAAUGAAUCGCAGAUGUGGAUCAUGCGCGUGGCUCGCACAAGUCCAUGACAGUCGCAUUUAUGGAGCAGAUCGCGAUCCUCCCGAGUUCAAUGUGACCGCGCGAGAGAGAGAAAGAGGGACCACCUGCUACAUUCUCUCGAGAGCUCAGUCGAUUCGACUAUCGGCCGCCAGUUUCACGGGUGCUGAUAACUUUCCGAGACAGCCACCAUCCAGGGACUCGUGAAUCCUGGCCGUGGGGAGAGAAGAGCGAGAAGUAAAACUUUGUCCUCGCUCGGAUUCUUGUCGAGCUACCUACGUACGUCCGGUAGCAUCAAGGGGCACCCACCUGAAGUUGCUCGGAAAGGCCGCGAUAGAUGGAUGGAUUAGUUGACUGAUAGAUAGAGAGAUUGAUUCAUUGAUUGAUUGAUUGAUUGAUUGUCCGAGGCCUCGGGACUGUUCUGCAGCGGCGUCUUUAGUGAAUGCCAUGAGUGCGCGAGCUCCAGAUUGGGAGCUAGCGCACGGCAUGCUUCGGGCGAAUUGUGGAUUCGGGAUUAGCUCGUGACGAGCUUCUCGUCUCGCUCGGUAGUGCAGCAGUAGCGUCUUAUCGCUGCCACCUGCGGCCUUCCGUGGUUUCUGACAGCCGGCGAGAAGCGAGGGGAGGGGAGGGGAGGGGAGGGGAAAUGAACAAGACAAAAGACCAAGAAGAGCUUCAGACCUUCGGGUCGAAUUUCACGCCCAAGCGUCGGUCGCUGUUUCAGAGCAAGAGCUUCAAUCCCGGAGGCAUAGACCAAAUGUUCGUAUCCGUAAACAAGCCCCAGGUGCCCAACAGGGAAGAUUGGUCGCAUUUGACCACCACGAGCACCGAGCAGAAUUUCGGAUCGCCUCUCGUCGCGCCCAAGAGAGUCACUUCUUCUCCUGCGGCCGAGAGCGCCACGAACCGCAGCGUUGUGAAGACGAUGAAGGACGACGAGGAGAAGAAUUCCACUCUCAAGCUCCGACUCGAGGCUAUGACCUGGGCAGCUAUGGCCAAAGAUGCCACAAUUCUCGCCCUCCAGCAGAGGUUGAAGGCUGCACUCCUCUCUCUCCAGAACGAACGAGACGCCAAUGCCCAACUCAAGGUCGAGCUGGAGAUGAGCGGAAAGGAAGUCAGACCGAAGCAGCAGCAGCAGCCGUCUGAGAUGCAGAGGGAGGGCGACUCGCAACCACAGUCUGAGAAGGAUGCAGCAUCUGCUCUGCAGCAGCAGCAGCUGGGGGAGGAGGAGGAGGACAGGGAACAAGAAGCCUCGGUUCUGGAUUCCGACAAACAACUAAAUCCAUCGGAAUUUCGAUCAUCUCUUGUUUUGGAUUCGCAGCAACAGCGGCAAGCGUCGGGUUUCCCCAUCUAGCUUUCUAUCUAUCUAGCUCAGCUCGACCGAGGAAUGUACAUGACGACCGAUGUAAGCUCCGCCUUGGUGUGACAGAGACAUGAGAACAGAGCCCACUGAAAUUCGUUUACCCCCCUUUGAGAGCUUUCCCGUUGGCGAGCGUGUGGAAGGGGUCGAAGGCCUCCGUAAUAUCUCGACAGAAGGCCAGAGAUUCGUCGUGACAGAUGGUCGUUGUUGUUCGUGGUUUAGAACUUGUAUACAUAAUCACUGCAUCUAGAGCAGGCGAUGUGAGAGAAUAGCAGACGUGGAGGCGGAAGCAGAGUCGAGUGACCCCACUAUUCUUAUUGCAGUGGCUUAAGUUGCUGCAGCCCCAGAAUAUCCAUAAGGCCUGAGCGAUGAUUGAAGUCCGAGAUUUUCCCCCAUCGUGGAAGGAAGGAAGCAAGGAAGGAAGGAAGGCAGCAUUCUACAUCUGUCGUCGUCGUUCGAUAGAGGACGACGGAACAUGCACAAGAUACGAGAGAACCAUUCGCACAGCUCGUCGUUCGAACGCACGUCGAACAGGCAGCUGGCUCGUUUGCAUUCCAAGCAUAUUGAAAUCUGUACUCUUGAUAUCCCCCUGUAAUUGUCCCUGGCCCCGUAUAGAAGCCUCGUUGGUUCUGACAGGGAAUUGAUUCUUUGCGCGGAAGCUUUCUUCUGUAUUUGCCUCAUUUUCAUGGUCGUUUCGUACUUUUGUGUUCUCAGCUCUCGUACUCAUCUUUCCUCCUUUAUGCGGAUGCGAAUGAAGCUCAUGCUUUUGUUUCUCACAGCUUCCAUCCUAUCUUGGAAAUUUUACUUGAUGACGUUCAAGCUCGAAUGCGAAUGCCAAUACUCACCACCCUGAUAAAGGCUGAUUUCGAAGUAAACCUGUUGUCAAAUCGGCUCCCUUCAGUGCUCAUCUUGG
Messenger RNA from Marchantia polymorpha subsp. ruderalis, 2381 nucleotides. The record is from the annotation of a GenBank genome assembly. NCBI's taxonomy places the organism in Eukaryota, Viridiplantae, Streptophyta, Marchantiopsida, Marchantiales, Marchantiaceae.